AUGGCCACCGUAGGAAUCACUGUCCCCUUCACUCAAGCCCCACCAUAUAGGGUGCAUGAGGGAAAGACGGCCGUCAUCACGGGCGGUGCUAGGAGCAUUGGUGCCGCCAUAGCUCGGAACCUCGCCUCCAAAGGCGCCAAUGUUGUCCUCAUCUACCUAACCGAGGCAUCCGACGCGCCUGCCGCCGCCCUCGCCGCCGAACUAUCCAAGUCGCACAAUAUCAAGGCAGUACCCGUACGCGCCGACUUCAGCACGCCCGAGGGUUGUGCAAGGGUUGUGGCCGCCGUGAAGAGCGACAUGCCGCCCAACGCAGAGACGGGGAAGCCACAGGUCGACAUCCUCAUCAACUGCGCGGCUCUCUUCCACGCCAUGCCCCUCGAGGCCGUCAACAUAGAGGACUUCCACAAGGUCUACUCCAUCAACGUGCUGGGCCCCAUCCUGCUUACUCAAGCCGUGAAGCCGCUUCUGCCCAACGACCGCUCGGGCCGCAUCGUGAACGUGUCAAGUAUCGGUGCCAAGGUCGGUCUCGAGUACCUGACACUGUACGGAGGCAGCAAGGGCGCGCUCGAGGCCAUGACGCGCACCUGGGCCCGCGAGCUCAAGGAGCACUGCACCGUCAACUCUUGCAACCCCAGUUCCACGAUGACGGACAUGCUUCGCGGCGCCUCGGAGGACGCCAAGAAAGCCAUCUCGUUGUGGUACCCGCUGACACCGUUGAGCGGCAUUCGAGAGUGGGAUACUGAUGAGCAGAAGGAGAUGGCUGAACAGUAUGGUGGUCGCGCUGGCUAUGCCGAAGAGAUCGCCGGGAUUGUCGGGAUGAUCUGCUCGCCCGAGAGCGGGUGGAUGACGGGGUGUCUGGUCAGUGCUAAUGGCGGACAGUGGAUGGCCAGUUGA
Molecule: messenger RNA, 894 nt
Organism: Scedosporium apiospermum
Lineage: Eukaryota; Fungi; Ascomycota; Sordariomycetes; Microascales; Microascaceae
Product: Short chain dehydrogenase
Exons: 2
Coding region: 1-894 (297 amino acids)
Molecular function (GO): oxidoreductase activity, acting on the CH-OH group of donors, NAD or NADP as acceptor
Source: RefSeq, a predicted model, not a curated record